Pectinophora gossypiella (pink bollworm) is the source of this 662-nucleotide messenger RNA. RefSeq names its product nucleoside diphosphate kinase (gene awd). Gene Ontology annotation, molecular function: nucleoside diphosphate kinase activity. The coding region runs from base 87 to 548 and encodes 153 amino acids. The transcript has a single exon. Gene Ontology annotation, biological process: GTP biosynthetic process; UTP biosynthetic process; CTP biosynthetic process. Lineage: Eukaryota; Metazoa; Arthropoda; Insecta; Lepidoptera; Gelechiidae. The record is from RefSeq and is a predicted model, not a curated record.
CGAGUACGCUGGCUUGCAUGCGUUCGUUCAUUUGCCAUUUCGCUUUACACCUCUGCUAACCUCUUUUGCGGCCUCCUCAAGAAACAAUGGCCGAACCACGUGAAAGAACCUUCAUCAUGGUAAAACCCGACGGUGUCCAGCGCGGACUCGUCGGUACCAUCAUCGAGCGCUUUGAGAAGAAAGGAUUUAAAUUAGUUGCCCUCAAAAUGGUGUGGCCAUCUGAAGAUCUGUUGAAGAAUCACUACAGUGACCUCGCGUCUCGCCCAUUCUUCCCCGGUCUUGUGAAGUACAUGAGCUCCGGACCGGUCGUUCCCAUGGUAUGGGAAGGGCUCAACGUAGUCAAGACCGGACGCCAAAUGCUUGGCGCAACCAACCCCGCCGACUCUCAACCCGGCACCAUCCGCGGGGACCUUUGCAUUCAAGUUGGCCGUAACAUUAUCCACGGUUCCGAUAGUGUCGAAUCAGCUAAGAAGGAAAUUUCCCUGUGGUUCUCCGAAAAGGAAGUUAUCGGAUGGACCCCAGCUAACGAAAACUGGGUCUACGAAUAAGAUAUUCUGUGAAUUUAAUAAUAGUUUUAAGAGAAAUGGAAUUCCAAGCUUACCUCACACAAGUGUGUAUAAUCAGGUGAUGCAUUUUUAUUUAAAUAAAAUUUAAAGAAAUUA